AUGGCACCAAUCGAUGGCCAAGACACUCCGGAGGGCAUCUUCUCCCUCCUCGACACCGACCUCUACAAGCUGACCAUGCAAUGCGCCGUGCUCAAGUACUUUCCAGACACGCCAGUCAGCUACCAGUUCACCAAUCGCACACCAGAGAAGCGCUUGACCAAGAAAGCAUACACAUGGCUACAAGAGCAAAUCGAUAAGCUCGAGAACAUCAGGGUCACAUACGAGGAGAUUGCUUGGCUGAAGAAGACAUGCCCAUACCUCACCACAGAGUACUUGGAGUUCCUGAGGACUUUCCGUCUGCAUCCCUCGGAACAGGUCAAGCUUAGUUUCACAUCCGUGAAGACUGGCGACGUCUCGGAAGACCACCCUGGCGACAUCGAUCUGUCUGUACAUGGCGUCUGGAAGGACACGAUACUGUACGAGAUUCCGCUGCUUGCACUCACUUCCGAGGCCUAUUUCAAGUUCGUGGACACCGCCUGGAGCCACGAAGGUCAGGUCGAGAACGCAAAGCGCAAGGGUGAGCGACUUAUUGAAGCAGGGUGUGUCUUCAGCGAGUUCGGCAGCAGGAGGCGCAGAGACUACAAGACGCACGAGAUGGUCAUGGAUGGCUUGAUCGAAGCUCAGAAAGAGUCCGAGAGCAACGGUAAAGACUGGAAGGGCAAGUGGACAGGUACAUCCAAUGUUCACAUGGCCAUGAAGUAUGGUGUCAACCCGAGCGGUACCGUUGCACACGAGUGGUUCAUGGGCAUCGCUGCCAUUACCCAAGACUAUGCCAACGCGAACGAGGCUGCAAUGCAGUACUGGACGGGCACAUUCGGUCGUGGCGUGCUAGCUAUCGCACUGACAGACACGUUCGGCACACCCUCAUUCCUCAGAGCUUUCUCACGCCCAGCACCACAGAGUGGCGAAACCGACAACAUUCAUGGGAACGAGCCAAACUACGCGCACAUCUUCAGUGGUGUUCGUCAAGACUCUGGCGAUCCAGUCGAAUACAUCAAGAUGAUGCGCAAGUACUACGAUAGCCAGGGUAUCAAGGAUAAGAAGAUCAUCGUAUUCUCUGAUAGCCUCAACAUCGACCGCUGCAUUCAGUACAAGGAGGCGACGGAGGCUGCAGGUCUGACUCCAAGUUUCGGCGUGGGCACUUUCUUCACAAACGAUUUCAAGAAUCUGAGUACCAACGAGAAGAGUGUACCGCUCAACAUCGUGAUCAAACUCAGUCGUGCCAACGGUAGAUAUGCGAUCAAGCUCAGCGAUGACAAGGGUAAGAACAUGGGCAAUGAGGAGUUCAUGCGUUCGGUCAAGGAGGCCGUCGGCUACAACGAGAAGAUCUGGGAGGGUGGCAAUGAGGCCCAUCGCUGGGAUAAGAACGACGGCUAA
Messenger RNA from Fulvia fulva, 1377 nucleotides. RefSeq names its product Nicotinate phosphoribosyltransferase. The transcript has a single exon. Gene Ontology annotation, biological process: NAD+ biosynthetic process. NCBI's taxonomy places the organism in Eukaryota, Fungi, Ascomycota, Dothideomycetes, Mycosphaerellales, Mycosphaerellaceae. Bases 1 to 1377 code for a protein of 458 amino acids. Gene Ontology annotation, molecular function: nicotinate phosphoribosyltransferase activity. The record is from RefSeq and is a predicted model, not a curated record.